AUGGCUAAGGUGUCCGCAGGUUCCAUCGCUGGCGAUGAUCUUGGAGACGAGAGAGUUCUCAAAAAAAGUAGUCGAGGGGCCCGUUUGGAGGUGAUGCCAAUAGGAUUUAUCGUUUCCGUGGCCAUAUUGGAUACGUUGCCUUUCCGUUUCCUCAUUCAGGUCAGUUUAAAUCUGUCGGUGGUGUGCGCGUGUUUGAUGGUGGAUGAGUCCCGGCAUCAACAGCGUCGCUACGGCAGAUUGAGCGAAUCAUCGAGGAGUGAUGACGCUGAUGACAUCCCAAAUCAGGUGGAAAGCUUUGGGCAGAAUUCCUACGGCUGCAAGCCGGAGAAGUCCCGCAAACAGAACAUACGGGAGCUGCGAGACGACUUUGAUUAUGAUCCUGAACUUUACGGAAUAAGGCGUUCUGAGAGGGGUCGCAAGGCGACACGCCUUGAGGUCGAUCACGAUGAUUCUUCAGGCUCACAAUCCCCCGUGGGGCGGGGUUCCGAUCCCUCGGAAUCGGAGUCGGAGGAGGAUGAGAGUUCGUCCGAAAGCAGUUCUGAUCGAAGGCCCUAUCGUGUUAACACUAGUCGGUUUUCGGGUCGGACGCGUGGUUGCAGAGUCAACUAUACUAGCGCUUUCAAAGACGCGAGCGAGUCUGAAGAUGAAGCGUCAUAUCGGCCCCAGAAUGGAAGUUCGACAGACAAUCGCACUCAUCGCGGUCCGGCGGCAGCGAGCCUUAAUAGAAACCAGCACGCGCUGCCUCAGAAACCGCGAGGUCCUCUGAUAAGGAUGUCUGGAAAGGCGCCCGAAAGAUAUUUCAACCCAGAAGUGGCGAAGCAAGCGGACACAUCAGACGCAGAGUCCUACGCACCCCACCACGGGCAAUCGUCAAAUGAAUCGUCGGUUGAGGAUCCACGGCCAGUUCAGGUCGCCUAUACGGCUGAUGAGGCGGUGCAGCAGGAGGUUGAUGUGAUCGAGGAGGUUCUUAGUCAGGCCGUACGUCGUAUUGGCGCUACGGGGAACUCCACAACGUUGUACAACUCUCGUCUUGAGAAGGAUCCGAAUGAGGGCUUUGAUCCAGCGAAGGAGAAAGGUGAAAUUCAGUACCUCAUCAAGUGGCGGUCCUGGAGUCAUAUCCACUCCACAUGGGAGACGGAGGCAUCACUAACUAGCCCCGAUCGGGGUUUUCCUGUUGAUGGUAUGAAGCGCCUCUAUGCCUAUCAGUCGAUGAUUGAAGAAAGAAAGGCUCAUGAGGAGGUGGCUAGUCGAGACGAACUGGAGGCCAUGCUUUAUGAAGAUGAGCGGAACGAGCUUAUACUGUCGGAGAAGAUGGAGGUGGACCGAAUCGUUGCUCACAGUCGGGACAAGAAGAAGGGUACCGUGGACUACUUGUGCAAGUGGCGUCGACUUGACUAUCGUUUCUGCACAUGGGAGUGUGGUCAAGUGAUUGAUUACCUCUUCCCAGAAGCGAUUGAAGCCUAUCAUAGAAGAUGUAGCUCCACCACGCUGCCAAAUUCACGCAAUGUAGCUCUUACGGACCGGCCUCGGUUUGCUCGUAUUCUGGAACAGCCCAGCUAUAUCGGCGGUGGAAGUCCAGACCUGCAGUUGCGUGAUUAUCAGUUAAAGGGUCUCAAUUGGAUCGCGCACGCCUGGACUCGUGGUAACAGCGUCAUUCUUGCUGACGAAAUGGGUCUAGGGAAGACAGUUCAAGCAGUCAGUUUUCUAUCCUAUCUGUUCCAUGAGUAUGGCAUCUACGGACCUUUUCUCAUCGUCGUCCCUUUGAGCACUAUCAGUAGUUGGCAAAAGGAGAUCGAGUUGUGGUCGCCGGGUCUCAACUUGGUUGUGUACGUGGGUGAUCAUAUUUCCCGCCAGUUCAUCCGGGAGCAUGAGUGGUCGCGCGCUGCUGGGGUCGGCGGGCGACGGCAGCAGAUGCUUAAGUUCAACAUCUGCAUGACCACUUAUGAAAUACUACUGAAGGACAGAUCAUGGCUUGGACAGGUUUCAUGGGCUGCGUUGGUGGUUGAUGAAGCUCAUCGCUUGAAAAAUGAUGCUAGCCAGUUGUACAAAGCCCUGUUCGCCUUCGACACCAACACCAGACUGCUGAUUACUGGUACGCCUCUUCAAAAUUCUCUCAAGGAACUAUGGUCCCUGCUCCACUUCUUGAUGCCGAGGCAUUUUGACGAUUGGGAAGAAUUUGAGGACAACUACAGCCUCCAAGGCCAGGCCUCUUCGUCUGCUGGGUACGAGGCCAUCACCCGUCUGCAUCGCACCAUCGAGCCAUUUCUAUUGCGGCGAGUGAAAAAAGAUGUUGAGCAGUCCUUACCUGCCAAAACGGAGCGAAUUCUUCGGGUGGAGAUGUCGAAGAAGCAAGCAACACUCUACCGUCUCAUACUUACACGCAACUACGAUGGUCUCAUGAAGGUCACCCAUGGCCAUAAAACGUCUUUUAUCAACAUUAUGAUGGAGCUGAAAAAGUGCUGCAAUCACGCAAACCUUAUAGCCCCUCUCGCCGGGGAAGACCAGUUUCAGUCGAAUGGGGAAGCUCUUCGGGACCUCAUCAGAGGGAGUGGGAAACUGAUGCUUCUUGAUAAGUUGCUACAAAGGCUCAGACCUCAGGGUCAUCGUGUUCUCAUAUUCAGCCAAAUGGUGCGCAUGCUAGACAUCAUCGCUGAGUAUCUCCAGUUUCGUGGAUGGGGCUUUCAGCGUCUGGACGGCUCGAUUCGCGGUGAGCUGCGAAAACAAGCGCUUGAUCACUUCAACGCUGAUGGUUCCACUGAUUUUUGUUUUCUCUUGUCAACACGAGCUGGUGGUCUCGGCAUAAACCUAGCAACAGCUGAUACGGUUGUCAUCUUUGACUCCGAUUGGAACCCCCAGAACGAUAUUCAGGCACAGGCGCGCGCACAUCGUAUCGGGCAGACAAAACAAGUCUCUGUCUAUCGAUUGGUUGUGAAAGACUCGGUUGAAGAAAAAAUUAUUGAAAGUGCCACCCGAAAAAUGUUGCUUGAUCACUUGGUUAUCCAACGUAUGGAUUCCGCAGGCAAUCGUGGUGGUGGGAGUGCUCGAAAGUCUGAUGCAAAGGGCCAAAUUCUUACUGAAAUCCUACGCCAUGGUGCUGAGAGCAUCUUCAAGCAAAAUGACGAGGAAACUGCUGAGGUAGAGGUCGAUAUCGAUGACAUUCUGAAUCGUGCUGAAACGAGAGAUGCCGAUGUGGAGGAGGAUCCCUACAACCCAGCCAAUGUUCUUCUCUCCACGUUCAAUGUCGUAACCUUUGAUCAGUCGGAGCAAGAGGACGCAAAGCCAGUUCAUAUUGAUUCCUCAGGCAAGUCGGCCAAAUCCUGGUCGGAAAUAAUUCCUGAGGAGAUGCGGGAGAACUUGAAGCAGGCGGAGAGUCAGGAAGCGCUCCUCGACCUUGAAUUGGGGCCUCGACGGCGGAAACAGGUGAGGACCUUCCAGGCCGGCUUGGAUAACGACAAUUACUCGAGCAGUAGUCCUUCUGGUAGCGAUCGUAAUGGCAAGAGGCUCAUUCGAUUGUCAGAUAAGGAGGUGCGUGCGCUUGUUCGGGCGAUGAAGCGGUUUGCUCGUCCACUUGAGCGCAUAGAGGCAAUUGCCGCAGAAGCUGAACUGCCUUCUCGAACGAAUGAUGAGGUGCGCGAAGUAGUGGAGACAAUAAUAAAUGGCUGCAAGGCUGCAAUCGAGUCAGCUCCAGAGGAAGAGGACAAUUUGAAACAGAAGGGCCCGAUGUACUACUAUGGAAAGGUUGCAAUUGCUUCAAAGACUCUGCUUCUUAGCCUAAGUCACCUGGAGAUUUUACAUAAAGUGCUCCCAAAGACCUCGAAGGAGGAUCGGUUGAACUACGAUCUUCCAUUUCCUACUAGAGACGUUAAUUGGUCUACCCCAUGGAGUUCUACGGAUGACGCUCAUCUUCUCGUUGGUGUGUACGAGCACGGCUAUGAUAAUUGGGAGGCUAUAAAGCUGGACUCUGACCUUGGUCUUGGUUCAAAGUUGCUUCCAUUAGCUGCAAAUGAACGACCUCAGGCAAGCCAUGUCCGCGCGCGAGUCGAGUAUCUGCUCAAGGCGCUGAAGAAGCACUGCGCCAAAGACAGCUGUGAGGACUCCCAGAAAGGUGCUCUUCGUCGUCGUCACAACAAGUCCUCUAAAGAACAUAAAAAGAAACACUCUAAACGUCUUUCAGGUUACGCUCAUUCCAAAGAGUCUUCCAGAUCAAGCGUGAAACCCAAAUCAGCAGAGUUUGUUGAGUCUGACGAUAGUUCCUCCGGUUCUGAUGGGGGUGCUGGUGAUGCGGAUGCGCCUUCGAUUUCAGCUGUACCACCUUUGCGCAUAAAAAAGACACCCCAGAAACGGCAUUUAAAAAUUGAGAAUGUCGAUGAUCGACCACCAAAGAAGAAGGCUAAAUUGAAUGAUGAGAAGAUGAAGCAUGAACCCCUUCACUGCACAUCAAAUCGGAAUCCAACUUCCUUUACAAAGCAAGAGGAGGAGGAGUUCCGCCAAAUGCGUGGUUCACUUUUUCUCAAAUGUAAGCAACACCUUCAUCCCAUCAAGAAACUGUUUAAGCAAUUGGAGCACCUGGAGAAUCAUGGUAUUACCGAAGGUGAAAAAUUUAAUAUGGUGAUACUUGGCAUCGGCGAGCAUAUCCGCUCUUUGGUUGGAGAUAUCGACGACAGAGAAGAGCGUCAUACCUGGAGGCAUCUUUACUGGGAGUUUGUGCAGAAUUUCUCUGAAAAAGAUGCAUUGCAGUUGGAACAGGCCUAUAGUGUGGCGCGAAAGAGCGAGUGGUUAAAACAGGAGGCAUCCUCCAGUAGGUCCUACGAAAGAAAUCGGGAUGAGCAAGAUCGUAAGGCUCACGAUCAUCGGCACCAUCGCCAUCGGCAGCGAACACAGGAGGGUCAACACUCGCAACACCGCGACGAUCCCAUCGGUGGCAGAGAUGGCAGUAAGUCAACCGACCGCCAUCGUAGUCGCUCUCACCAUCGUCAUGGCGGCGAUGCAGUGAGAACGGAAAAUCUGAACGCUAGUAGUGGUGUUGUAGGGGGCAGUGGCAGUGGUAGUGGUACUGUCCAUCGUAGUUCCUCAUCUGGUACUGUUGAUAAACGAUACGGUGGAGACUGGUCCAACCGUAGAAACUUCAACAACACAACUGAAAGGUCGUUGAAGCACCGCAUUAAUCGGAAUGAUUGGUCUGGGAGCUCAGGGAAUCUCAAAACUGAUCGGUACAACAAUGCGUUCAAUCGACCCAGUCCUGGUUUCUCUGAUGCUUUCAACAACCCCAGCAUGCAUAAUCUCCAUGGCUCCCGCGAACAUAACCUGAAUUCUACCUCCAGUAGCAUUCCCCCACCCUAUUCCUUCCAGCCUCCAUCCUCGCAGUUUUCUUGGCAGGAACAAAAGUCGGCCCCGUUGCUCUCCUCUCCGCCUUCUAUGAGUGGCAGCAGCAUCAUUCCUCCACCAAUUGUGUCACCACCUUCCUCCUCGUCAUCUCGCGAUCCCCGCUCGUGCGAGUUUGACUGCCUCCGAGAGCCUACUGAUAUUUCCAGCCUUGGCAAUCAACUUCAAAUCAUUGCAAAUGCAUUUACACCACAGCGAGUAAUCAAUAACAUCGAUUUAUCGACAUCACCAGCCCUAGAUCAACUCACGUCUGAAAUCAAUUUACUGCAACAGGGUCACAAAGUCGACACGACAUUGGAGAAUGGAGUCAUUCCACUACACUCGAAUCUACACUUUCACACGGGAUAA
Messenger RNA from Echinococcus granulosus, 5730 nucleotides. RefSeq names its product Chromodomain-helicase-DNA-binding protein. The transcript has 10 exons. Lineage: Eukaryota; Metazoa; Platyhelminthes; Cestoda; Cyclophyllidea; Taeniidae. Gene Ontology annotation, molecular function: ATP hydrolysis activity; DNA binding; histone binding. The record is from RefSeq and is a predicted model, not a curated record. Bases 1 to 5730 code for a protein of 1909 amino acids. Gene Ontology annotation, cellular component: chromatin; nucleus. Gene Ontology annotation, biological process: regulation of transcription by RNA polymerase II; nucleosome organization.